AUGGCAACUGUUGCUGCCAUUCCAGCGGUACCAACUUCCUUUGUUUAUGAUGACUUAAUCUCCCAAGUUCAAGCGGUUCAAUAUCAAAUAGCGGAAAUCGAAAAUCUGCUUAAUACUCGAUUAGAGAAUGAAAUUAAAGAGCGAGAUCAAUUGAAAUUUCAUGCAUUAACGUUUGUUGAUCCAUAUGGAAAUCAAAUGAUCAAUAAACACAUGAACCAUGAAAUGAUCAGUAAAAUAAUUAGAAAAUAUAAGAAAGAUUAUGUGCCAAAAUAUUUACAACGCUGGAUACAAGUUGGUACUAUGGAUCAUGGUGUUAUCGCACCGCUAACCGAUUGUGAAUUAAGAUCGAGUGUAUCUGAAUAUAUAAAUUUAAGUGGGCGUCGAUUUGUUGCCGACGGUGAAGUGACUGUUUGGUUCGGAAGUUAUGAAGAUUCAACUCUAAAUAAAUUUGUAAUAAAUCAUAUGUUAAUGGAUAAUAUGGAAAAAAUUAGGUUGCAGAUAAAUAAGCGAUGUACUAAUGUAGAGUUAAAGUCAUGUACUUUAAAUCAAUGUGGUGAAUUGAAUAACAGCGAUUGGGACAAAGGUAAAACACUAAAAUGUGAUGAUACAGUUAUGUCAUCCAAAUUAUAUGAGAAUAACUGUGUCUUAAUGGCAAAAGUCACCGAAAAAAAGAAACUAAUACAAGAUAAGGAAGGUAUUCCUCCGGAUCAACAGCGUCUCGUAUUUGCUGGCAAGCAGCUAGAAGAUGACAUAACUCUUGAAAAGUACAACAUACAAAAGGAGUCUACAUUACACUUGGUGCAGCGUUUGAGAGGUGGAAUGUACCAUUUUACGAGUGGUCGACAAGAUUUUAAAAUGCUGCCGUAUGACGGUGCUGAAGCGAUUAAGGCUGUGAUUGCAUUCAAGUUUGAAGAGAUAAAAAAUGUUUAUCACUUAUCAUUAGCUGAACUACAAGAAUCUAUUUUGAAGGCACAAGUUGUUCUGUCAGUUUUAUAUCGUACAACUAAAAACGUUUAUACACCAGACAAUGUUCCAAACUUAAAGGUGAUCAUGUUGCAGACUGACGAAUCAAAUGGUAAUGAUGAUGACAGUGACGGCACUCAAGAUGAUGAUGUGUCAACUCAGCAAUGA
Molecule: messenger RNA, 1131 nt
Organism: Didymodactylos carnosus
Lineage: Eukaryota; Metazoa; Rotifera; Eurotatoria; Philodinida; Philodinidae
Source: the annotation of a GenBank genome assembly